Arvicola amphibius (Eurasian water vole) is the source of this 719-nucleotide messenger RNA. Its product is annotated as zinc finger CCHC domain-containing protein 10-like. NCBI's taxonomy places the organism in Eukaryota, Metazoa, Chordata, Mammalia, Rodentia, Cricetidae. Gene Ontology annotation, molecular function: nucleic acid binding; zinc ion binding. The record is from RefSeq and is a predicted model, not a curated record.
AUGGCGACUCCCAUGCAUCGGCUCAUAGCUCGGAGACAGGCUGAAGCCAAUAAACAACUUGUAAGAUGUCAGAAAUGCUUGGAAUUUGGACAUUGGACAUACGAAUGCAAAGGAAAAAGAAAGUACCUGCACAGGCCUUCCGGAACAGCGGAGCUGAAGAAAGCUUUAAAAGAGAAAGAAAACAGAUUCUUGCAGCAAAGCAUUGGAGAGACUAAUGCAGAGAGAAAGAUCAAGAAGAAGAGGUCUAAGAGUGUCACAAGUUCCAGUACCUCUAGCAGUGACAGUUCUGCCAGUGAGUCUUCAUCAGAGAGCGAGAAAUCCUCCUCAGAGGACAGUGACUCAGACGACAGCCGCUCUAGCUCCUCCUCCUCAGUUUACACCUCCUCGUCUUCCUCCUCCUUGGACUCAGACUCGGACUCCAGCUCCUCCAGCAGCAGCAGCAGCAGUACAGAGAGCAGCUCUGAUGAUGAGCCGCCCAAGAAGAGGAAAAAGAAAUAGAACUCUCCCUACACUGGACUAAUGGACCAAAAACAUCAGUUUGACUCACAGGGGAACUGAAAACAUGCUCAAGCAAGCAAGUUAGCUGGUCAGCUUGUUAGAAUUCAGAACUUUCUAAGUAUUUGCCAUUGUAUGAAAUAUUAAUAAAAGAAAAUAUAUAUAUAUAUAAGACAUUUAUUUUAGGAAUGAAUAUUGUGUUCUUGCUGUUUUUCUUUUCUUUU